CCUCCCCGCCGGCCUGGCGGCCUCUUGGCUUCAUUUCUCUCCGCCUCCCUCCGCGGCUGCGGCUCCUUCGGAGGCUCCGGGGCGUGAAGGGACCCACGGAUGGCAGGAGGUAGCUAGUGCGGAUCAGAAAGUCACCGGGCCUGGGGUUACCCCCACCCUGCACCCCUGAAGGCAGAGACAUCAUGGCGGCUCCAGGUUACCACGCUCCACAGCCAGGCUAUCCUGUUUCUCCCCCGUACCCGGUGUCCCAACCCCACCCGGUCCCCUCUGCUCCCAGCCCAGGUUUCAGUGUCUACCCACCCACCAGCCCUGGGGCAGGGCAAAUCAUUCCCCCCCAGCCUCCACCCCGUGGCUAUCGAGAGCACGCAGCGACCCCUCACCACCACCAAGCUCCGGACCCCCAUGCUGCCGUCACCCCCUACAUACCCGUGGCCACCAACAUCCCUCCUGGCUUGGAGUACCUUGCACAGAUCGACCAAAUUUUGAUACACCAGAAAGUGGAGCUGGUAGAAGCUUUCAUCGGCUUCGAGGGCAACAACCACUAUGAAGUGCGCAACACCCUCGGCCAGCCCGUCUUCCACGCGGAGGAGCGGAACGACUGCUGCACGCGCAACUGCUGCGGCUCCUUGCGCCGCUUCUCCAUGCGGCUGGAGGACCCCACGGGGCGCGAAGUCCUGCGCAUGGUCCGCCCCCUGAAGUGCGUCAGUUGCUGGUUCCCUUGCUGUCUGCAGGAGCUAGAGGUCCAGUGCCCCCCUGGCACCACCAUCGGCUACGUGCAGCAGACCUGGCACCCCUUCACGCCCAGAUUCUCCAUCCAGAAUGUCGAGAGGGAGACGGUGCUGCGCGUUUUGGGGCCCUGCUUUGCCUGCAGCUGCGGCGGGGACGUCAACUUUGAGGUGAAGACGCGCGACGAGUCCCGGGGCGUUGGGCGGAUCAGUAAGCAGUGGAGCGGACUUCUCAGGGAAGUCUUCACCGACACAGACAACUUUGGGAUCCAGUUCCCCAUGGACCUUGACGUGAAGAUCAAGGCGGUGCUGCUGGGGGCAUGUUUCCUCAUUGAUUUCAUGUUUUUCGAAAAGACGGGAGAAGUUGGACAGAGGAGUUCGGUCAUCACGAGCUAGAAGAAACUCAGGUCAAGGUUCCUCCCCCCCACCCCCCGACGGACCCUUCCCCAGUUCUGACGAGAAGGGCUGUGAGCGUAAGCAAAGAAGUGACUCACGACGGUGUCUUUGCGUGUGUGUGCGCGUGCACACGGGUGUCCCCUUUUUGUCUGUCCUGCAUGUGGAUUCAAAGGAGGAUUUGCAGUGCGAUGGCUGGCUUAAAAACAUACCAGGUGCUGGUUCUGUAGCUACUUAUCUGUGGACCCUGGCCAAGGGGGCCAGGACCACAACUGCUUGAGAAAGUGAGGGAAAGGUUUCGGGGGUCCAAGAUGUUUUAUUUUUCCUGCCUCGAGCUUUAUACGACAGCCCGCGCUCAUGCGACUUACCCGGGAGGACGGGCUCCUGCACAGGCCUCGUGCACCAGAUUUGCUUGUCUCCUAUUACACGUUGCGUUUAGCGUUCCCUCGCCUCCCCACCCCACGAUUGCUAUAUCAGCACCUCCUUGGCGGGCUCCGGGCUGCCGACAGUCUGCUCUUUGUGUCGUUAGAGCUGCCCCAUGGCGAGUCGGAAGGAGCCGCUGCGCUGAAACGUUUGCGCAAGUCCUAUGGAGCUUGGUUGGUCCCAUGUCAGUGGGGCGU
Elgaria multicarinata webbii is the source of this 1738-nucleotide messenger RNA. It is a transcript of the gene PLSCR3, whose product is annotated as phospholipid scramblase 3. Lineage: Eukaryota; Metazoa; Chordata; Lepidosauria; Squamata; Anguidae. The transcript has 8 exons. Gene Ontology annotation, molecular function: phospholipid scramblase activity. Gene Ontology annotation, cellular component: plasma membrane. The record is from RefSeq and is a predicted model, not a curated record. Gene Ontology annotation, biological process: plasma membrane phospholipid scrambling. Bases 183 to 1121 code for a protein of 312 amino acids.